Molecule: messenger RNA, 1397 nt
Organism: Periconia digitata
Lineage: Eukaryota; Fungi; Ascomycota; Dothideomycetes; Pleosporales; Periconiaceae
Source: the annotation of a GenBank genome assembly
UUGAUCCGCAGCACAUCACUGCCCUUCAAAAGCUCGAAUCCAUACCGAGCAACAGAAACUAAGCAAAUGGACAGAUACACCCACCCCCAAGACAUCCCCAUCGAUCCUAGGCUGUUCGAGCCCAUUGAGAACACUCCGAGCGACCCCAAUCCACCGAUCAACACGGGCGCUAAUGAUGCUGCAUCUCAAUCUAUGACCCUUCCCCCACUCCACCUCGAUAAACACCCCACCAUCCCCAAUCUCUACAAGACCUUCGUGGAAGGUUUCCAGCAAGGGAAACCCAACGAGGUGCAACUGGAGCACGCCAAACAACUGGCCUCUGCUCUUCUUGAACAUUAUUAUCCGAAGUCGCAGGGCUUCUCUGUCGACCCGGUCUCCUCCAUCGACAUCGCGCGCAAUGGUUGGAACUUCUGGCUUGCCCCAGCAGACUAUCAGCCGUUUCCGCAACACGGAACCAACUCUGGUGGUCCGCUCGACCCAAGCAAACCGUUCAUGCCCGACGCAGAAGGAAACGAGCCAGCGGCGCCCAACUACACAGAUGUAUACGUAGAUGAUCAACACCUCAUCGAGCCUGAACUCAUUACUUUCUUCCGCGUCUCUAGCGAACAAGAGUUCUAUGAGGAUGGCGAUGAUAACAACAACAGCAGCAAGGGCCCAGGCGAACCAGUUUCGGACCCCUCUACUUCGUCUUCUGCUACUAAUCAGCAACAACAGCCACUUACCCGCCGCACUAUCAAGAAACAAAUCUCGCACACUUACUUCGCCAUUCUCAUGGACGACCUCUCAACCUUCGACCGCUGGGUCCCAGAUCACAUGCAGCGCCACGAUAAACUCGUAUCUAACCCCCGUCAGGAUAUCCUACGCUACGCGCUCGGCGUCCUAGCUGGUAUCAGCAAGGGCUAUGGUUUCCUUCUCCUUGGUCCCCGUCUGGAAGUCUACAACUACGACUGGCAGGGUCAACGCCGUAAUGAGGAUGACCCUAACUCGGCUGCCGUUGCUGGAAGCAGCAAGAACAAAAAGGGCAAGAAAAGCAAGAAGAGCAAGUCCGAGCCCAAAACGAAUUGCACUAGGUUCGUCAAGGGUGCUGAUCCGGAGCCAAUGUCGCAGCUGGAUGGCCCAAAGUGGUUUGUGGAUGUCCGGGAGGAGGGUCUGGAUGGCGUGCAGACACUGAUGGGCGACGUCGUGGAGCGUGAUGUCGAGUAUCAAGACAACUUUGUUUGCGAUGGCUCUAGGUUGGAUUGGGGCGAUGAGGAGGGUGUGGCGGAGGCUUGAGGCCGGUGUGGUCGAUGAUGGAGUACCAAGAUACAACAUGAUUUUGGGCUAUGAGGUCCGGUUCUUGGGAUUGCAUUGCAAGAUUCAUGCCAUUUGUAUUCGUUGCUUCUUGCAUUGAUUAGCAU